Balaenoptera acutorostrata (minke whale) is the source of this 9551-nucleotide messenger RNA. It is a transcript of the gene LSAMP, whose product is annotated as limbic system associated membrane protein. Gene Ontology annotation, biological process: homophilic cell-cell adhesion. Lineage: Eukaryota; Metazoa; Chordata; Mammalia; Artiodactyla; Balaenopteridae. The transcript is spliced from 10 exons. Bases 460 to 1596 code for a protein of 378 amino acids. Gene Ontology annotation, cellular component: neuron projection; plasma membrane. The record is from RefSeq and is a predicted model, not a curated record.
CUGCUGCCGCUGCUGUGUGGGUUUCUUUACACUCGCUGGCAGGCUGGGUGCCGGUUCCCUCGCCCACCGGGAAAGUGGGUUACGGAGGCAAGAGGCUCAGCUCAGACGCUGGCAAAGGAGCAUCCAGCCACAGAGAGACCAGAAAACACCUUCUCUUUGGCCGCCUUCUCUUCAUCUUUUCUAGAGGGUUUUAUAUUUUGUACUCUCUCCUUUCAAAUUUUGUUUCUUUGACUUUUCCCCACCUCUGCUCGGGUUUUUGAGGGCUUUGUUGAGUCUUAGAGGCAAAAGAGACUGAGCGAGGGAAAGAGAGACGCAAAGUGGAAAGGACCACAAAUUGGCAAAGCCCGUUACGCCUUUGCCGUGGAUGAAAGCCCUCCGUUUGUAAAGCCCUCUCGGCGAGCAGCGGUCACACGCACAUCCUCCAGAGCAGCCCGCGACCCGCACCUCGGCGUGGCCACCAUGGUCGCCAGAGUUCAGCCUGAUCGGAAACAGUUGCCGCUGGUCCUACUGAGAUUGCUCUGCCUUCUUCCCACAGGACUGCCCGUUCGCAGCGUGGAUUUUAACCGAGGCACCGACAACAUCACCGUGAGGCAGGGGGACACGGCCAUCCUCAGGUGUGUUGUAGAAGAUAAGAACUCGAAGGUGGCCUGGUUGAACCGUUCUGGCAUCAUUUUUGCUGGGCAUGACAAGUGGUCUCUGGACCCCCGGGUUGAGCUGGAAAAACGCCAUUCUCUGGAAUACAGCCUCCGAAUCCAGAAGGUGGAUGUCUACGAUGAGGGUUCCUACACUUGCUCAGUGCAGACACAGCAUGAGCCCAAGACCUCCCAAGUUUACUUGAUCGUGCAAGUUCCACCAAAGAUCUCCAACAUUUCCUCGGAUGUCACUGUGAAUGAGGGCAGCAACGUGACCCUGGUCUGCAUGGCCAAUGGCCGUCCUGAACCUGUUAUCACCUGGAGACACCUUACACCAACUGUUCUGGCAGCUGAGAAGUCCAAGAUCAAGAUGCCAGCAGAUUCAGUAUCUGGAAGAGAAUUUGAAGGAGAAGAAGAAUAUCUGGAGAUCCUCGGCAUCACCAGGGAGCAGUCAGGCAAAUAUGAGUGCAAAGCUGCCAAUGAGGUCUCCUCGGCAGAUGUCAAACAAGUCAAGGUCACUGUGAACUAUCCUCCCACUAUCACGGAAUCCAAGAGCAACGAAGCCACCACCGGGCGAAAAGCUUCUCUCAAAUGUGAGGCCUCGGCAGUGCCUGCACCUGACUUUGAGUGGUACCGGGAUGACACCAGGAUAAACAGUGCCAAUGGCCUUGAGAUUAAGAGCACGGAGGGCCAGUCCUCCCUGACGGUGACCAACGUCACUGAGGAGCACUAUGGCAACUACACCUGUGUGGCUGCCAACAAUCUGGGGGUCACCAACGCCAGCCUCGUACUUUUCAAGCGUGUUUUACCCACAGUCCCCCACCCCAUUCAAGAAAUUGGCACCACCGUGCACUUCAAGCAAAAAGGACCUGGGUCGGUGAGAGGAAUAAACGGAUCCAUCAGUCUGGCCGUACCACUGUGGCUGCUGGCAGCAUCUCUGCUCUGCCUUCUCAGCAAAUGUUAACAGAAUAAAAGUUUAAAAAUAAUUAAAAAAAAAACAACACACAAAAAUGCGUCACACAGGAUACAGAGCGAGAGAGAGAGAGAGAGAGAGCGAGAUGGGGGGAGACCGUUUAUUUCACAACUUUUGUGUGUUUAUAAAUGAAAGGGAAAAUAAGAAAACGAAGAAGAAAAUACAACAUUUAAAACAAUUUUAAAGUCCAUCAAUAAAAAUUGACGUAUAAUUCAGGGUGGGAAAAGUUCUACCAAGAAAUGUGUAUAUCUAAGCAAAUGUAUACUGUGUAAAGACUCCAUCGUGGUAAAGAGAUCCAAUGUUGUAAAAAUAAGACAAGUGAAGAAGUACCAGAUGGAUAUUAACCCUCCACCACCACACACACACACACACACACACACAUGCACACACACACUUUAUCCUUCCUUCAUCUUUUUUCAUUUGUGGGGAAAGAAAAAAUACAAUCUUGCAGGGCUUGCCUUUGGUGUUUAUAUUUCCAUCAACGUUUUAUUCUGAUUUUUAUUUGAGCUGACUCAUAGCCAUUCAGACUAUCAAUGGAGUCCUGCCUUGAGCCUUACCUGGCUUUCCUGUCUCCACUCUCUCUCCAACUUUUAAGACCAUCUCCUUUCCCUCCAGUGUGUUCUAUCUCCCCCACAGCUGUCCGGAAUAUGCCCCCUUUAUCCUCCCCCCGCCGCUUCCCUUCACUCGCCCCUACCCCCCCCCCCCAGCACUAGUCACGCCGCAGAUGCUAGGAAGUGCCGUUUUAAUUCUCUCCACUGCGCGCGCGUGCUGUCUCUCGCUCUCAACGUGGGUGUACGUGUGUGUGAGCGUGUGUGCCUCUCUCUAAAGCAUGCCGAGGGAAUGGUCCAUGUGUACAUAGACUCAUUGUGCAGUAGAUGCUGUCCCUCAUCGUAAUCUUGAGAUGCGGCUGUGACAAGGGGCUGGGGCCGUGGUGGGAAGGAGGCCAGGGGCAGAGCCGCUCCCCCAUCCACGGCUGUCACAGGACCUGUGUGUAUCAGCCCCAAGCUGGACCCCGCCUCCGGGCAGAACCUCAACUUCCUCCCAGUGCAGUCGUCAGAACCCAGUCCAGAGUCACUCAGAUUAUCACUGUCAGUGAAAGUGCCUACUAUUGAUGGGGUGAGCCAACAGCAGAAGGAAUCAGUGAUGCGGAUGAGGUGACCUAAGAGAGAAGGUUUACCGACUUCACUCUUGUUUCCCGCGUCUGAGGGAUUCAUGUAUCUCCUGGCUUUUUGCAGACUUGGUCCUGCUCUGCCGCAGGAAUGAGUAGCAUGUGUGUGUGGAGCAAAUUCCCAGAAGCAGGAAGGUCUCCAAGUGUUAAGUCCUAAUGAAAGGAUGAUGAGCCCCGUGGAGAUCCUAAGCAGCCCUGGUUUGCCCCCUCUCCAAUCUUCAAAUAACACUGCAUUUGCCCCAUGGAUUUCCCUGAGCAGAGAUUUUCCCUAUUUCAGAUAAAAUACAGUGAGCGUGAGCAAGGCAGGAGAAGUACAGAUGCCCAGGUCCCUACUCAUAUGGUAGAAAUACUAUCACAGCCCCAAUACAAAGCACUAGCCAUAACAAAAAGGAACCCCCCUCCUUGUGCUCCUUUGCAGCUCUCUGUCCUGGUGUUUUAGGCUAAUACUUUAUUUGGUGGCCCACAUCAUCUCCCUUCUCAUCCAUUGAUGGUGUUUGCAGCACCACUGUUCAUAGUAUUCCAUCAUUAUCUUAGGCCUGGCCACUAGGAACGGCAUUAUAUUCCAUCUUUCCUGCUCACUCUUGGCUUCUAGUCUCCUGAAAAAGAUACAAUGGGGGAUAUAGUGUUUAAGUUUACAUCUACAAGAGUCAUCUUGCCAUUAACACUGAAAUAUGAGUUCUUGACCAGAAGAGCUGAGAAACUUGUAAUCAUUUAGCCAAAACUUACAUACAUACCACAAAGCUUGGCAUCACCACCACACCAGAAGGAUUUUCUUAGGAAAAGCCUUACAGAGAGAUCUGGCUCUCUGUGUGUAGAUAUCUUUGUCAGGAAACCAACCAUUGUUUUCACUUAGCAAGGAGGCAUUGGAAAUGGUUCAGUUAGUGAAAGGACAGAGGAUUGUUAUUGAGGUCAUAAUUGAAUGUAUUUGAGCAGAGCCAAAUAUGGUACCUCACCAAGUCUUAGAACCUGGAAAAUAGCUGUUAUGUGCUGUGAAACAGGAAACUUCAUAACUGUAAAUCAGAAAAGGAAGGAUGAAAGGGAGGAAGAAAGGAAGGGAGGGAGGAAGAAACAGAAAGGGAGGGAGAAAGAAAAAGGAAAAAAGAGGGAGGAUGGAAGGAAAGAGGGCAGGAAGGAAGAAAGAAAAAUAAAUAAAUAUGAAAUUUAUCUGAAUAGAUUUUCUUAAUUGAAGGCUCUUUGCAAUGAAUCUCAUCUUUGAAGGUAAUGAUCUCCUUGAUGAGCAGUAAUCUUAAUCUCUUCUAGGGAAUUCUGUUGUUUGUUUUAAAACCUUAGCACCAGACUUCUUUUAUGAUUUUGCAGUUUAGGCAUGAAAUAGAAGGACACGUUGGGCUUGGUGGCGGGUAAAAGUAUUUGUGGCAGAUCCUGACAUAGGACUGACAUUCUUAUCCAAGAUGGUAGCUACUAAAAUAUAGAGAAGGCGAGCCAUAUCCCUAUGCAGCAACAAUUUAUUGACAAUCAGGGAUUUCCCUAACAGUUUAGUCUUCUUAGUGCAGGAAUAAAAGCUUAUCAUCCUUGAUGAUCAAUAUUUCCCAUAUAUUGAAGAGUCAGCCGCAUCCUUAAGUGGAAGCUCUAGUGGAGUGCAUGCUAAUUUAAAGAUAUAUAAGAAGAGAAAAGUAACAGGAGUUAAUUCUGAUGAGUAUCAAUUUCAGGAACAGAUCCCCAUGGCACGUCACAGAAUUUAGUCAUACACCUAGAUUUCUUAUUGUCUCUACCCUAUCCUAAGGACAAGGUCUUGGCUUUAUGGAAGGAGAUUAUCCAUUGAAAGGCAUGUCUUUGCCAUGUCAGCACCAUUUGUUCCCUGAGUUUUAUUAUAAUGGUCCGUAUAUUAAACAUAAUUAAACAUGUAUUGAAUAUUGUGGUGUUUGCUUAUAUCUCUGGUAGGAUCUGGGUAUUUUGUCCUGUCUCCUGUUUCAGAGCAAUCAUUGACCCCCAGAAACCUCAUAGGUUUGAGGAUGUUUUUAAACAAUGUGAAAAAUGGAAGAAAACAUAGUUUGGAGAAAGGUCAGGAAAAAGGUAGAAGCCAGAGAACUGACACCAAGAGAGUAAGUUUAAACAUGGGACUUCUUGGAAUUUAGUUCAUCACAGUGCGAUAAAUCUCUUCAAGAAUUUUAUCCAUUGGUAAUCAAAGCUUGAAACCCUACAAUGAAAAGAACCAACUGGUUGGAAACAGUAUACUGAAAGGAGUGAAAUACAUCAAUUAAACUGAAUGGCUAAUAUAUUUAAUGUCCUUUGUAUGCAGAGUGAAACUCCACCAUUCAUAAAAUAAAAUCCUUAGACCUGAUUUGCACUUAACUAAAGCGGAAAUGACCUUGACCAAGGGCAGUUCCUGAAGAAUGAAAACUAUCUUAGGUUUUACAACUGCAGAAUUAUAUCCUCUGUGCAAUUGUUCACCAGAACGUUUUGCCUUGUUGGAGGAACAGUCUUACUAGUUUUGAGACAUAAAAUCCCUCUGCUCUAAAAGAACUAAGGCUUAGGGAAAAGUCCUUUCAUUUUCCGUUGGGAGGAAUUGUCCCAUUGACCUUUGCCUUCUCUUCCAAAUCAGACAGACGUCACCCUUGCCCUGAGCAUUUUUUUACUACAUCUUCAGACAAUUGGGGCUAUUCAUAGAGACCUUGUAAAAGUACUCGUGAUUUUCAUGUUCUUGGAGGACAGAAACAAAAAUCUGUUUCUCCUCCAAAAAAUGGACUUACCUCCUUUGCACACAAAAACUUAACUCCUCAGCAUGAAACUGUUUCUGAGUUAUUACCUACUAAGUUAUUAGCUUCUUAACAGUUCCAGAAUCAUAGAUUCCAUCCCCAGGUUAGUUGUGGUUUGACUAUUUCUGUUGGCUUGUGUCCCAGAAUUUCCCAUUUUGUUUUUUGCAGGUCUUGAAUUAUUUGUGGAAAAAUAAUAUAUAUGUGUAUGUAUUUUUUUUAAAUCUUAUCUUUACAGAUGCUAUAUUUACAAUAUUGUAUGUAUUAUAAAACAAAUCUAGAACAAUGAUUUAAACUUAAAAGGAAGAAAAGUACUGAAUUGGUUUUUAAAAAAGAGCUAUGCUUCAUUUAGAAAGACAUGGAGCUUAUUUUUCUCUUCAACUUUAAAACCUUUCAGCCUGUAUUUAGUCUUGGUUCCUAAUAACUAUCAUUUUUUAAUAGAAAUAUAAGUGCAAUGCUGUACCUAACCUACAAAAACUAUUAAUAUUUUGAAGGCAAAUAUUAAACACACCACAAAAAUUGUUAGAUAAAAACCCUGAGUUAAGAAAUGCAAAUCCAAUUUAGGAAGGCUCCUUUACUUAAGUGUUUAAAAUAUUUCUUCUCCAAAGACUGCAUUUGCUCCAGUGGUAUAAAUUUUCCAGAGCGGUUGGCAUAAUAUCUGUAAACGUCUCACUAAAGGCAAAAUGGAGUUUACAUUUAUGUGCAUACAGUAGAAGAGAAGUAAACUAUUCUCAUUUGCAGCUAUGUUGUUAAAUGUGACCAACUGAUAUUCAAGAAAGAAUUUGUCUUCACCCAGCAACGCACAUGACUUUCCUGUUGGCAAGCAAGCUGGUGUUAAUGUUAGGGGUAGGUUUAGCAUUUACACCAGCGUAAAUGUUUAUGGAUAUCAUGGAAAACUUAUUUUAAAAUCUUGAUUUCCCUUCAGUGAAUUUACAUACUGUGUGCUGAUUAAUAAAUUAGACACCAAUCAUGUGUAAAUCAAUGUAAAUCAGUAGUUUAUGUACAUAAUAUAAACUAUGUAAACUUCAUUUUUCAUGCAGGGCGCAAGUUCAGCUAAACCUAUGAAUCUGAAAGGAAAAAAAAAUUAAAUAAAAAUAAAUAAAAACCAAAGCAUGUCACAGGUCAGAAUGGGAAGAAGGAUGACUAAUUGCCCAAACAUGAGGUUGUCUCAGCAAAAGGAAGCAGACCCACAGAACUGUUAAAGGUUCACAUCCUGCUCAGGUCACAGUAGGCCACCUCUUUGUUCCUUCAGGACCUAAGUGGAGUUUCUCCCAACUAUUGCCACAGUUUUCUCACCUGACCCCAGAGCAAGGGAAAUGGAGAGACAGGAAGGACAGACUUUUAAGGGCUCAUGUGUCUGUUACGUCAACUCUCAUGUGUCUUCUUGUUACCUCUUACUUACCACCUAAGAAGUCUCAUUUCAACAGCUCCAAGGAAAGUAAGUUACCUAUACCCUGAUGAGCAAAAUAUUAUUCAGUUUUUAUUUUCCAUCCAACAAAGACAUUGGGAGAGCUUCUUUGUCAUCUCAAUUCUAAGAAAUUGAGGGGUGUUAAAAAAUAUGUUAUAUCCUUGAGAAAUAUCUUGCUAAAUCACCCUAGGAAAGAGCUACUCUUGCUUAAUCUGGUAGAUCUAUUUUCUAUGUAUCUAUCCUGACUGUUGCAAAUGAGGACAGAAUCAUUUUAAUCGGGAGUAUCUCUCUCAGGCACGUUCUCUUGAAGUCUUUUUGAAGUGUCUGUUGUGUUUAACAGAAUGACAUAUACAUGUCUUCUGCAAUCUGCACAGCUUGUACAUAAAUAGUCAUCAAAGAGAUCACUACAGGGACCACAUGAAUUUUCUGCAAAGACUGUUAUCGAAAGAAAUUUAGGUCAAAUUAAUAUUAUGCUUAAAGUACACUCCUCUACCCAAUAUAAAUGACAACUUUAUAAAGUGAGGUAGGUGGAAGGUGGAUUGGGAGUCAGGAGAAUUGGGUCCUAGCCCUGGGUCUGUACUAUAAGCAAGCCAUGUGACCUUAGGUAAAUUAGUUAAACUUUCUGAGUCUUGGUUUUCUCAUCCGGAAAGUGAGAAAUUUGAAUGACAUCUCUAAAACUUCUGUCUUCUCUAAAUUCUCUGAUUCUGAAUAAGAAUUUAAUCCUCCUGUAGCGCUGUGCCCACCUCAUCAUUCUAAGCAGCUAUUUGUUGUCUCUGGUUUGAUCACUUUGAUCUAGUUUGAUCUUCACUUCUCAGAACCAUCAUGCCAACAUCUCCAUCUCAAAAGCCAAAACUUUCUAGAAUACAGGGUCCCCGGACUUGUUGUAUAAUUCUCUUCUGAUCAAAACUUCUUAACAAUGUAGAGAAGGGACACAUUCAAAUUAUACUGCUGGCAUUGAGAGAGCUGGAGUUGUUUCCUUAGUCAAAAUAUUAUAAAAUCUAACUGUUGAACUAUAUUCUAAUAAUCUUUCAUAGGGAGAAAAUAGCCAGAUUAGGUAUUAGGCAUGUAAUAAGUGAGGAAGUUGUGCAUGUGAAGGGAAACAGUUUUUUCUCAUCCUGGGCCAAGUGCCUCAUGAUAGUAAAUGGUUGUCCUUGAAAACUCUUUGCUUGUGCUGGUGGCCAUAAGCAUGUGGUCCCAGGCAGAUUCAAAGGCUGUUCUAUGAGGAACGGACAAGAUAAUAUAUUUUGUUUUGGAAGGAACUUCUCAUGGCAUAAGUGUCCCUAAACUUGACUUAUAGGCUAUGUAGUCAAGUAAAUGGAUGGAGAGAAAACAAACCUCAUUUUCAGAAAGUACAAGUCAGGACCAUUUUAAAAAGACAAGUUGAAAAUAGGACAAAAAUAAACACAUUUUAGCAGGUUAUAGAGCUGAAUAUAGUAAGAGUUGUGAAGGCCAAAAUCAAAUGUGAAAGUUAAGUACUCUGAGCAGAGCAUAAGUAGAGAGGAUGGUUUCUCAGACGAUUAAUGAGGAAUUAUUACCGUGUGCCAUGUUCUGGAUGGAUUGAGCACAGCUGCACUUGUCUUGACCCAACAAAGUAUAGCCCCACGCUAUCCUAGAUGCUCAACUUAGCAUCUGUCCAAUGGUAGCUUUCCAUUCAUCGCUUAAGAGGACAGAAAGAAUCCGAGUCUCCUGUGCACUGAAAAGCAGGGAUUAUUCAUAACUUCCCAGCAUCAGUAUCACUUUAUAUAGAUAAGGAUUUACAAUGUGCUUAGAGUAUGUAUGAAACUCUCUUUAAGUGGGAAAAUGACCUGCCCGUGAGACAACUCCCCAUUUCCAGGGUGAUUUCGGAGGUGCCUCUUUUUGAGUCAUGCUCCUGGGCAACUCCCACAUCUAUGUUCUUCUCUGCACAAGCCCUCUCUAUAUACAGCCAGGCACAGAGUAAAAAUCUGCUUCUUGCAAACGAAGAAAACCCUUGGAACCACUAGCUUCCUGGCAUGCGGCAGUAAUUCUAAGCUAUCUGGAGCCUUGUUUGUUUUUUAAACUCACUUCCCUGAGUCUUUGCUCUUUACCAGAGAAUGUUAAAGGUUCAUCCUGGUGAAUUACAACCAAGUUCUGCUCCCUAAGUGUUUACUGGGAGUGGGAGAAGGGUAAAGUGAGGAAAUUACAGAAGGAGAGAAGCAUGGGAGAAAACCUCCAGCUUCCUUCCCCUUCCACCUUCCUUCUCACUGCUCUAUUGACGGGUGUAUAAAUCCUGCUCUUGGUUAGAAUUCUCCUUAUUAACAGUGUUAUAUACAUAUAAAUAUAUAUAUAUGAAUAUAUUCCUUUUUUCAUCCCUCUAGACAUAAACAAAACUUUCCUUGAUGACAAAAACUCAUGGCCAUUUUUUUGUUUGGGUUUUUUGUUGUUCAAGGCUUUUUUAUAUUUGUUUAUUGGGUGGAUUUUUUUCCCCCUGGAUACUAGCUCUGUGAAGGAAAAUAAAAAGCGUAGUGUGUGUUAAAAAAAAAAAUUAAAAUUAAAAAAAGCUUUUUUCCUUUUCUUUUUAAAUGUAUUUAAAUUCUGUUUCUCUGUUCUGUUACUUUACACUUAUGAAUGCUCUGCUCUUCUGUGAUCUUAAAACAAAAUGAAAUAAACGUGAAAAGGAGAUGUGUCUCCAUUGACCUGA